Molecule: messenger RNA, 6494 nt
Organism: Chelonia mydas (Green sea turtle)
Lineage: Eukaryota; Metazoa; Chordata; Testudines; Cheloniidae
Gene: STX18
Product: syntaxin 18
Exons: 11
Coding region: 89-1030 (313 amino acids)
Biological process (GO): retrograde vesicle-mediated transport, Golgi to endoplasmic reticulum; intracellular protein transport
Cellular component (GO): endoplasmic reticulum; SNARE complex; membrane
Molecular function (GO): SNAP receptor activity
Source: RefSeq, a predicted model, not a curated record
CGCGGGGAGGACUGUGCGCAGGGACCGGGGCCGGCCUGUCUGGCUGGCAGCCGGUGACCGCGGGCCGGGCCGGCGGGAGCGGGGCGCCAUGGCCGUGGACAUCACGCUGCUGUUCAAAGCCAGCGUGAAGACGGUGAAGACCCGGAAUAAGGCGCUGGGGGUCCCGGCCGGCGAGAGCCCCAGGGACGAGCUGCUCAAGCGGGGCAGCCAGCGGCCCAAGAGCGACUUCUCCUGCCGGGCCCGCGAGGUGAUUACUAAUAUUGGGAAGCUGAAGGAUUUUCUUCUGCAACACAGAAAGAAUUACAUUAAUGCUUACAGCCAUCUUAUGUCUGAAUACAUUAGGAUGACAGACCCAGAACGUGAUCAGAUUGAUCAAGAUGCUCAAAUAUUUAUGAGGACAUGUGCUGAUGCCAUUCAACAGCUGAGAACGGAAGCACACAAGAACGUCCAGUCCCCACAAGUGAGGGAGCACAGAGCAGCUGUCUUGGAUUUCAUUGAAGAUUAUUUAAAAAGAGUGUGUAAGCUGUACUCUGAACAAAGAGCCAUCCGAGUCAAACGAAUGGUAGAUAAGAAAAGAUUGUCCAGGCUGGAACCUGAACAGAGCAAUAAAGCUCAAGCAUCCUCUUUCCCUGAAAAAAUUAUAAAGAAUUCUUCAGAAGAAUCUGAAGAAAAACCUGCUUAUGAGGAAAACAAAGAUCAGAAUCUGACAGAUGCCAACUCCAACUUUGGGCUGUGGGGGGAUGGCAAAGGUGAAGAUGAACUGUCACCUGAAGAAAUUCAGAUGUUUGAACAGGAAAACCAGCGACUUGUUGGUGAGAUGAAUAGCCUAUUUGAUGAAGUGAGACAAAUUGAAGGGAAAGUGGUUGAAAUCUCCAGACUUCAAGAGAUAUUCACAGAAAAAGUCUUGCAACAGGACACUGAAAUUGACAAUAUUCAUCAGUUAGUUGUGGGUGCAACAGAGAAUAUCAAAGAAGGCAAUGAAGACAUAAGAGAGUCACAGAUGUACACAGCACAUGGCAGAACAGCUUAAGACACACAUACUAGAGAUCUCAUCUUGACUGGAUUCCUACUCGCAAUGAAAGGCUUUUGGCCCUUUGAGGAACUAGUAGAUGUACCUAUUGUAUGGCCCAGCCCAGAGUUCUUGAACAUUCCCCACCAGUAAGGCACUGGUCAGAGCCACCAAAUGAGCUCCCUGUUGUAAAUGUUUUGUGGGGCUGGUUCCAGACCUCUCUACCUGUCCUGCAGCCUUUGUCUUAGUUCAGGACAUCAUCCUGUAUCCUUUUUAUCAGUUUUCCUAAUGCCCACAUUAGAAAAGAAACUAACACAGAGGGGUGACAGAGAUAGUGUGUACACCUCAAGUCUGGGACACCAGUCUUUUUCACAGCCUGCUACAGUAGCUAGUCACAGGCAGAGUCCUUCAUGCCUGUGGCAACUGUGGUUUCCAGCUUGGCCUGAAUUUGACUGCAUCAGGAUGGCUCUUGAGUUCUCUUGAGGUGGGCUGCGUUAAUGGCCUCAAUGCUUCCUUUAGGAGGAGAGUGACUCUAUUCAGCUCCACUAAUUUUGUUGUGGAGCUUCCAAAGCUUCAGGUGUAAUGUGCAAGGCUGUGCUGGCCUCUAGUUGAUCUAUUGAAAUUGUUUUGACCUAUUGUCUCUGGGUUCAACAGAACGCAAGCACGCUGGCAUCUGGGGCUAAAAACUCCUUUGUGGGUAUGUUAAGGUAACUCCAUAUCCUGGAGAAACUGACCCAGGCUGUUUAGAUGAGAGUGGAAUGACCCAUGUCUCCAGCUGAGACUCCUGUAAGUCAGACCAGUAUGUAGCCAGUUCAGAGUGCUUCAGAGGUGCAGUCUACCUCAUGGCAGAUAUCUGGGUUAGGCUCACAAUGUCAAAAUUCACCCAGCAUCUAAAUAAGCCAUUGCUUUAUGUCUGCUGCCUGGUGGAAGGAGACUUCAUUGUGGAAAGGCUUAGAGGCUAUAAAGCUAUCCCACAAGGCCAAAUUAGGAGCCAACACAAAUUUAUGCUAUUGAGCCACUGGCACAGAGCUGCACCAUGAUUAUUUCAGAAGCAACAAGGUUGGUCGUCAGACUCUCUGGGACAGGAUCACUGGCUCCCUAAAGUGUCAAGACGAGAAGCAGUUAGUUAUUUCCUGUGUCUCAGUUCUUGGUUGUUGAGGUACAGAGCUGUCUCACAAUCCAGGACCCUCUGGGCCUGGAAGCAGGAGUCAAGACACAUGCAUUUUACGGUGGUGUGGUUGUGACACCAUUGCAAAGCUAUUCCAUAGAGCAUAGCUACUAAAGCCUUGAUGCAAGUAUUUCCAAUGCAUAACAUGCCAUGUGAUCCACCUCUCAAGGCAGCUAGAGAGUCAUGUGGAACUGACAAAGCCAUCCAUGACAUUUUAUGGUCAAAGCAGGGUCUUACUUCCAUGAGAUUUCCACACAGCUGUGCUCCAAGCAUGACCAACAACACUGAAAGCCUCAGAUCAGGUAAUGUUAAUGCAGCUGGCGCUUCAUGGUCUAAGCAGCUGUACCAUUGCCAUGGGAGAUGACAAUAUAGCAUUUUUAAGUGCACACAGACACUUUGAAGCCUUGGAUGCACAGAACAACGUAAAGAUUUGAGACAAUGGAGCCUGAGGCAUCCAUGACAUGGUAGGACUGCCCAUCACAGCCAGGCAUCGAUUCAACAAGGGCCUAAAAACAAGUUGUUUCAGUUUGAAGAUGGCCCACAAUGUGUGGACAUCAGAGUAGAGUAAACUAAGUUUGACUCAAGGACGUUGCAUAAAGGCCACACUGCCAAGACACCCCAUGGCACUAGAACUACUGAGGCGGGACACUCUUUACCCUUUGCAAACAAAGCACAUCAGCAUCCUAGUCUUGGGGACAUCGAUGCAAGAGAACUUUAAUGCAGGCAAAGUUAGCAUGGACAGUCUGCCCAAAGGGCUGCAUGGUCAAUGUAAGACAGUUAAAGUAAUCUUUGCUGGUGCAGACUUUUCCUUGGUCUCAGAAUGUGAGAUCUGUGCAGAGCUUUGCCUGAUCUUCCAGAAAAGAGGCACAGGCAUUGGCACCAAAGACAGACUCAAGUCAGCAUUGCGUCAGUUUUAGGCCUCAUGACAUGUAGAUCAAUUAUUGCAGCAUAGCUUUGAUAUUCUAUGGAUUUAUCUGACAAAAAUAUAUGUACCUUUAUGAUCCCUUGUAUCAUGAGAUGGUCAUAGAUCUACACUUCCUUUUGGAAAUAGUCUCCACAAAACCCUCACCACUGGGACUGUAACAAGUAGCAAUAAGGGUCUUUGCAUGAGCUGUAUGUACCAGUGCAUUAAAGAGCCAGAAAGCUUUGAGAGCCAUGGGAGAUCCCACCUGUCCUUUGUUAGAAGGACAAGACCAAGAGUAGGAAUCCAGUCAAAUAAUAGCCUCAGAAAUGCUGAAUUAGAGGUAAGAAGUUUUCCCUUCACUGACCAGUCAAGGUAGAAAAGGCAAGCAAAGACAACAGAGUACAUGGGACAGCAAUUCAAGUAUGGGAGGAUGUAGAGAGUUUACUGCUGAGCAGAAUAUGAUACAAGUCUUCCUGGAAGAAACAGCUUUUAUUGCAGUAGCACUUAACAGGCCCAACUGAGAUAAUCAUUCUAGGCACUGUACAAACACAUAGUCCCUGCUCAGAGAGCUUUCAAUCUCAAUAGACAAAACGGACACAGGUUAGGAGAAAGUAUUAUUGUCCCCAUUUUAAAAAUGAGACAGGCACAGAAAGCAAGUGACUUGCCUAAGGUCACACAGGAAAUCUCCAAGGCAUAAACAGAAAUUGAAGUCUGAUCUCCUGAGGUCCUGAACUCAGGCAGGGUUGCUGAGUGAAAGCCUUACUAUCUGUGCCACCAGGAAACUAGCUAACACUCCCACAAACAGAGGCUGAACUUGUUGGCUCAGCAGGAUCAGCUCACUAGCAGCAGACUGCUGACUGGACAUAUCACAGCAUAAAGCGUCCUGUUCCUGACGUAGCCAGUUGCUAGGCCUGCUGCUGACCAGACCCAUGAGAUCAAGUUCCUGCCUCCUCGCCUGGUUCCCACUCCUUGUGCCUGUUACCACUUCCUGUUCCUGCUUCCUCACUGCAAUUCUGGCUGUGACCCUUGGUGUGACUCCUGACCUCAACCCUGACACAGCACAAGGACUGGGCCUACCCCAGAAACACCCCAAGGCUCUUCCCCUUCGCACCAGGUGUGGGCAGGCGGGCUCAGCAAGGCAGAAUCCAAGUGUGGAGGGGGUUAGUGUGGGGGGGAAUCCAGGUGUGGGUUGAGUGCUGUGUGGGGCAAUCUGGGUGCGGGCGGCUCACUGGGGGGAUUCCGGUUGCAGAAGCUUAUUGGGGGGUUCUGGGUGCAAUGGUAAUCGGACUCUGCAGGGGGGUCCAGGUGAAGAUGGUUGGGGCUCAGAAGGGUGGGGAUCCAGGUGGCUCGUCGUGGUGGUCCAAGUGCAGGGCGAAUGGGGCGGGGGCUCAGUGGGAGGUUUGGGUAUGAGGGGGUCUGGAUACGCAGGGGUUGGGCAGAUGGGGAAGCAGCUCCCUGUGUAGGGAUCCUGCUGCAUCUGAGGAGCGAUGCAUUCAGGAAGUGGGUGGGAGGAUUUGCAGAGCUUCCUGCAGCUGGGGAAGAAAUCUGGGGUCUGACCUGGCCCCAGAUACCGUGCAGGGGAAGAGGAAGUCCCAUCCCCCCGAGCCCAGCUGGGACUAGCAGCUAAGCCCACCACAGGAUAGGAGCCACCAGCUGGGUCUUCCCCAGUCCCAACCCCUGCCCCACAGUGAUUACUUCUCUGCCAGCUGCCUGGGCACCCGAAACAUACUGCUGGAGAGGGUCGCAUAACUGCUCGUGUCUUUCCUUUGCUUUCCCCUCAAAAAGACAUUUUUCUGCAGGGAAGCAAAGAAAUCUGCAGGGGACAUACAUUCUGCACGUGUGCAGUGAUGCAGAAUUCCCCCCGGAGCAUAUAAGAACUUUUCACACACACUCUCACUCACACUAUGACAACUUUCAUACAUCUGUCAUAAAUCCAAAGUAGGAGCUGAGUCCAGGUGCUUCACUCCAUGAUUUAGAUUUAUAUCUUUGUUCUUUCCUAUGGCCUAUAAAUUUGGGGGCACAUGUGACAUCCAUCUUGCCUAAUAACUAAGAACAUCUUUCAAACAGCUGCAGGUGAAGAUUACGUAAUUUUAAGGGCACAGGCAUUAAGAAUGAUGUUCGCCUGAUCUCUGGAGCAGCAGCAAAAAGAAUCAAGAACAUUAUGAAAAUUAUGAGAUAGUUGAUAAAUGAGGUGGUGAGUAUGCAGAAAGAAAUAGAGAGAGCCUUAUUCUAUAAAAAAAUUAAAUUAUGCAAACAAACAUAACUUUCUCAAGGAUAAGGAAAAAGUAGCAGAGACACUUUUGCAUGUUCUUCUGUUUUUCUAGAAUGUGUGUGCUUUACCUUGAAAACGAAUCCUUCCGGGCAGGUAUGAUCAUACUUGUAAACCUUGUAGACUACUAGAAAUACAACACAUGUUAGGAAUGCAAGGGCAAAAAGGACCAGAACAGUUACCUGCAAGGAGAGAAAAUACAACAUUUUUGUUACUAAUGCAUUGCUUAUUACAUUAUCACUCAUUCAUGUACUUAACACCUGUCUAGUAUCAGUGUGCUUUGCAAUAAAAGAAAAAAAAUCAAACAGAUCGAACAGGUAAUUAACCACUAAGUGGUGAACAGAGUAGCAAGAGUGCCCCUGUUCCUCCCAAUUAGAGAAGCCAUAAGAUAGUUCCAGUCAUUUGUUCAUUGCCUAGAGGGCUGUUGUGACAAUUGGGCCUAUAACUGUGUCUGCUUGGGAAUUAAACCAUGAAAAGUUGGUCAAAUAAUUACCAGACACAAAAACUGCAUUAGUCCAAACAAAAAGGACAAUUAAUAUAACUCCAGGACUAUGUUGAGAUCAUGCUUGGUAAACAAGAAAGUGUCUGGAAAUUAAUGGACCACAAUUGGUGUGUUGGAAACUUAGCCUUGUUUUGUCCCUCAGUUAUGAGGGGAUGGGCUGUUCCACCCAUCACUCCCUUUUGGGGUCCUUAAAGAAAGUCUUUGAGAGGAAGAGGAAGAACAGAAGGCGGCUACUGGAGUAAGCUUCACCAUCAUAGUUGCCAUCCCCACCAUCUCCUGGGACCCCAGGCCGUCGUCGUCCUGAUCCUGAGAGAUAUCUUGACCAUAUCAGGCCAGAGAGAGUGACCCAGAUGACAUCACCACCUCUACCAGUCCAGCUGAAUCCCAACCACCACCUGGGAUUCAAUGGUAUCGGAUUUUAACAGCAACAGUCACAACAACUUUUCCUGCCCAUCUCAACUAGCUUCUCUUUACCCCAAAAGGACAGUUAUUACCAUCUAAGAGACUGUCAAACAAGGGGGGGUUCCUUCUAAAAAUCUCUCUCCAGCCAAAGGGAUGUUGUUAAUAUGAAAACCUCACUACUGUACAUUUCAAGUGUUUUAACUGUUUUUCUUGCUUUUCUUUAAUAAAAAGUUAAAAGAA